Molecule: messenger RNA, 501 nt
Organism: Rattus rattus (black rat)
Lineage: Eukaryota; Metazoa; Chordata; Mammalia; Rodentia; Muridae
Gene: Gast
Product: gastrin
Exons: 3
Coding region: 100-414 (104 amino acids)
Cellular component (GO): extracellular region
Molecular function (GO): hormone activity
Source: RefSeq, a predicted model, not a curated record
UAGAGAGCUAUAUAAGGCAGGCCUGGAGCAGCAUGCAGAGCAGAGCAGAGCUGACCUACAGCCACAACAGCUAACCAUUCCCCCAGCUCUGCAGACAAGAUGCCUCGACUGUGUGUGUGCAUGCUAGUCUUAGGGCUGGCUCUAGCUACCUUCUCGGAAGCUUCUUGGAAACCUCGCUCCCAGCUACAGGAUGCAUCCUCUGGACCAAGGACCAAUGGGGCCCUGGAACAGCACCAGCUAGAAAAGCUGGGCCCAUCCUCUCACCAUCGGAGACAGCUGGGGCCCCAAGGUCCGCAACACUUCAUAGCAGAUCUGUCCAAGAAACAUAGGCCACCAAGGGAGGAAGAAGAGGAAGCAUACGGAUGGAUGGAUUUUGGUCGCCGCAGCGCUGAGGAAGAAGACCAGUAUAACUAGCAAUGCUCUUCCAGAGCCCAGCCAUCUCCAGCCACCCCCAGCUCAGUCCUUAAAAAACAUAUUAAAAAUAAACUAGCUUGCAAUGUA